CAGGGAAUAAGUGGGGUUUAUGGGGAUCCUCAGGGAUUCACCCAUUGCAGGGAAAAUCGGGAAUAGCUGGGGCUCAUUCCCGUUUUUCUGGCUCCCGAUGGGAAUGAGGGUUCCUGCUGCUCCAGAGGGUUGGGAAAGGUUUUCAGGGCUGGAUCAGGAUGGAAGAUAAGGAGCCCGCGAUAACAAUGGGCACUUUCCCUGGCAGGCAUUUCCCUGGAAAUGAGGAAUUUCCCUGGAAUUCUUUCCUUGAACCCCAAUCCCGGGCAGAUGUUUCCCGCUGGGCUCUGGCUCUAGGAUGUUGGAGAACCGAGAGGAAGAGCUGACCACGGUGCGCGUGCAGGAUCCGCGCGUGCAGAACGAGGGCUCCUGGAACUCCUACGUGGAUUACAAGAUCUUCCUGCACACCAACAGCAGGGCCUUCACCGCCAAGACCUCGUGCGUGCGGCGCCGCUACCGCGAGUUCGUGUGGCUGCGGCGGCAGCUCCAGCGCAACGCCGGCCUGGUGCCGGUGCCGGAGCUGCCGGGGAAAUCGGCGUUUUUCGUGGGCAGCACGGAUGAGUUCAUCGAGAGGCGCCGGCAGGGGCUGCAGCACUUCCUGGAGAGGGUGGUGCAGAGCGCGGUGCUGCUGUCCGACAGCCGCCUGCACCUGUUCCUGCAGAGCCAGCUGCCCGUGCCCGCCAUCGAGGCCUGCGUGCAGGGCCGGGGUCCCCACUCGGUCACCGAGGCCAUCCUGCACUACGCCAUGGCCGGGCCCGCCUGGGGACAGCGCGGGGACAGCGACGGCGCGGGGCUGGGCCCGGCCAGCUGUGCCAGCCUGGGCAGUGCCCGGGGCUGCCUGGAGAGCUUCCCCUACUGGGGUGACCUUGGCACGGACGAGACGCGGCCGGAGAGCCCCGAGCGUCCGGCCGGACACCCAGUGACCCCUCUGGACAGCCCCGAGCGUCCGGCCGGACACCCAGUGACCCCUCUGGACAGGCCAGAGCACCGAGUGACCCCUCUGGACAGCCCAGAGUGUCCAGCUGGACAUGGAGUGACCUCUAAGGAGAGCCUGGGAUUCCCGAAAUUCCCAACUGGACACUGAGUGACCCCUCAGGACACCCCCAGGCCCCGCAGCCCUCGCUGGGAGAGGGAUCAACACGGAGCCACU
Molecule: messenger RNA, 1147 nt
Organism: Melozone crissalis (California towhee)
Lineage: Eukaryota; Metazoa; Chordata; Aves; Passeriformes; Passerellidae
Gene: SNX11
Product: sorting nexin 11
Exons: 7
Coding region: 296-1081 (261 amino acids)
Biological process (GO): intracellular protein transport
Molecular function (GO): phosphatidylinositol binding
Source: RefSeq, a predicted model, not a curated record